AUGGGAGAAUGGGAGAGAGGGGCAUGGCCUGGUGGAUCUGGGCAGUGCGUAUGUCGGAUUUGGGCGGCGUGGGGAUCAAAUAGAGAGACGGCGGCGGCAUGGGAGAAUGGGAGAGAGGGCAUGGCCUGGUGGAUCUGGGCAGUGCGUAUGUCGGAUUUGGGCGGUGUGGGGAGAUCAAAUAGAGAGACGGCGGCGGCAUGGGAGAAUGGGAGAGAGGGGCAUGGCCUGGUGGAUCUGGGCAGUGCGUAUGUCGGAUUUGGGCGGUGUCGGGAUCAAAUAGAGAGACGGCGGCGGCAUGGGAGAAUGAGAGAGAGAGAGAGAGAGAGAGAGAGGAAAGCUACAAAAUGA
Molecule: messenger RNA, 348 nt
Organism: Prunus armeniaca (apricot)
Lineage: Eukaryota; Viridiplantae; Streptophyta; Magnoliopsida; Rosales; Rosaceae
Source: the annotation of a GenBank genome assembly